Baudoinia panamericana UAMH 10762 is the source of this 220-nucleotide messenger RNA. RefSeq lists its product as uncharacterized. Bases 21 to 191 code for a protein of 56 amino acids. The record is from RefSeq and is a predicted model, not a curated record. NCBI's taxonomy places the organism in Eukaryota, Fungi, Ascomycota, Dothideomycetes, Mycosphaerellales, Teratosphaeriaceae. The transcript has a single exon.
CGUGGGAGCUCAACACCAGGAUGCUGAAUAUCGAGGAAUCUACAAAGCGAGUCCCACCCAUCUGUGAUGUGGAACUUCAGCAGCCGAUACCUGGGCACGAGUGGGUCGAACAUAUUCUUAAUGCUGCUCGUACGCAACCUUGGCAUUCCCGCGAGAAUCACUAUUGCAAAGGAUCUUACGAGACCGCUUGAAAGCUGAUCAGGUGAACCGGGAGUGCAUG